AUGUGCCUGCGCCUGGGCGGCCUGAGUGUGGGGGACUUCCGGAAGGUGCUGAUGAAGACGGGGCUGGUGCUGGUGGUGCUGGGCCACGUGAGCUUCAUCGCGGCAGCCCUGCUCCACGGCACGGUGCUGCGCUACGUGGCCACCCCCCACGACGCCGUGGCUCUGCAGUACUGCGUGGUCAACAUCCUCUCCGUCGUUUCCGCCAUCCUGGUCAUCAUCUCGGGCAUCGCCGCCAUCGUGCUGUCACGCUACCUCCCCAGCAUCCCCCUGCGCUGGGCCGUCUUCAGUUCGAGUGUGGCCUGUGCCCUCCUCUCUCUGACCUGCGCGCUCGGACUCUUGGCCUCCAUCGCCGUGACCUUUGCCACCCAGGGCCGGGCGCUGCUGGCCGCCUGCACUUUUGAGAACCCGGAACUGCUGGCCCUGGCCCCUGACUGUCCCUUCGACCCCACGCGCAUUUACAGCUCCAGCCUGUGCCUCUGGGGCAUCUCCCUCGUGUUCUGCAUGGCCGAGAGCGUGUUUGCUGUGCGGUGCUCUCAGCUCGCCCACCAGCUGCUGGAGCUGCGGCCCUGGCUGGGGGAAAGCAGCCACCACAUGAUGCAGGAGAGCCCGGAGCCCGUGGAGAGCCAUGACCUGAUGGGCUGCCCCAGCUCCGCCCCGCUGACCCUCUGA
Molecule: messenger RNA, 669 nt
Organism: Pipistrellus nathusii (Nathusius's pipistrelle)
Lineage: Eukaryota; Metazoa; Chordata; Mammalia; Chiroptera; Vespertilionidae
Source: the annotation of a GenBank genome assembly